This is a messenger RNA of Protopterus annectens (West African lungfish), 1644 nucleotides long. RefSeq names its product ubiquitin like modifier activating enzyme 3 (gene UBA3). Gene Ontology annotation, biological process: protein neddylation. Gene Ontology annotation, cellular component: cytoplasm; nucleus. Lineage: Eukaryota; Metazoa; Chordata; Ceratodontiformes; Protopteridae. The record is from RefSeq and is a predicted model, not a curated record. Gene Ontology annotation, molecular function: NEDD8 activating enzyme activity.
UCUCGACUAUGACCAAAUACACCUGACAAGAACUCCAAAGCAAUACAUUAUUCAACAUUUUCAAGAAGUUGCUACAGAGUGAGCUGACAAUUUCAAACUUCCCUCGGGUCGGGUUCUCUUUUUCUCCGGCAGUAAAGCAUUGUGGGUGAAGGUGGGCGGAGGAAAUAUGGCGGAUGGUGUAGAGCCGGAGAAGAAAAGAAGGCGAAUAGAGGAGCUGACUGACGAAAUGGCUGUUGAUGGUGGGUGUGGGGACACUGGAGACUGGGAAGGUCGCUGGAACCAUGUAAAGAAGUUCCUCGAGCGAUCAGGACCAUUUACACAUCCAGAUUUCGAACCAAGCACUGAAUCACUCCAGUUUUUACUAGACACGUGUAAAGUAUUGGUUCUUGGUGCAGGAGGAUUAGGAUGCGAGCUGUUAAAAAAUCUGGCAUUGUCAGGUUUCAGACAUAUUCAUGUAAUUGAUAUGGACAGGAUUGAUGUUUCAAAUCUCAACAGACAGUUCUUGUUUAGACAUUUUAAGAAGAUACAAGAUUUGGAUGAGUCUUUUUACAGACAAUUUCACAUCAUCGUGUGUGGAUUAGAUUCUAUAAUUGCAAGACGAUGGAUUAAUGGCAUGUUGAUGUCACUUCUCAACUAUGAAGAUGGUGUAUUGGAUACAAGUUCUAUAAUACCAUUAAUAGAUGGAGGAACAGAAGGGUUUAAGGGAAAUGCACGAGUUAUCCUUCCAGGAAUGACAGCAUGUAUAGAUUGUACACUUGAACUUUAUCCACCACAGAUCAAUUUUCCAAUGUGCACCAUUGCAACCAUGCCACGGCUUCCAGAGCACUGUAUUGAAUAUGUCAGAAUCCUGCAAUGGCCCAAAGAACAACCUUUUGGAGAGGGAGUUGAAGUUGAUGGUGAUGAGCCAUCUCACAUACAGUGGAUUUAUGAGAAAUCUCUUGAAAGAGCUGCGCAGUUCAGUAUUGUAGGAAUCACUUACAGACUUACACAAGGAGUUGUAAAGAGAAUUAUCCCAGCAGUAGCAUCUACAAAUGCAGUCAUUGCAGCUGUGUGUGCUACUGAAGUCUUCAAAAUAGCCUCGAGUGCAUACAUUCCACUGAACAACUAUUUGGUAUUCAACGAUGUAGAUGGGCUCUAUACAUACACAUUUGAAGCUGAAAGGAAGGAGAAUUGUCCAGCAUGCAGUCAGCUGCCCCAAGAUCUCCAGUUUCCAUCAUCUGCUAAACUUCAGGAGGUUUUAGACUACCUAACGAAUCAUGCCUCAUUUCAGAUGAAGUCUCCAGCCAUCACUGCAACAUUAGAUGGGAAAAAUAGGACGCUGUAUUUGCAGACUGUCACGUCAAUUGAAGAAAAAACAAGACCAAAUCUUACCAAGACAUUGAAAGAGCUUGGCCUAGUCCAUGGACAGGAAUUGGCAGUAUCGGAUGUGACUACACCACAGACAUUACUGUUUAAGCUGCAGUUUUUAUCAUAAACUACUUAAAAAGUAUGCAAUUUAGUGUACAACUGUAUAGUUCAUAUGGAUAAAUAUUGAUGACUGUGUAGAUAAUUGUAUAUUAUUGUAUUUACUUGUGUUAUUGCUACACAAAUUGUAAAGCUUAACAGAUUGGAAAUUAUUUAAUAAAUUUUAUGUUGAGAACGAUU